AUGUGGACAUGGAGGAUAAUGAUGAAGAUCAGUUGGAUAGAAAAUAAAUCUAAUAUGGAAGUGUUAAAUAUGAUAAACACACCUAGACCAAUUAUCAAAAUUAUGAAAAUGAGAAAAACUAAGUUUUUUGGACACAUGAUGAGACAUGACACAAUUAUUACAAAUAUUAUGGAACGGAAGAUAAAUGGGAAUAGAGGAAGAAUACGGCCGAGGGAAACAAAUCUGGGGAAUAUUAUGAAGCUAUUACCCCUAGUAAGUUACGAAGAAGUGAAAAGAUUAGAAGAUCAAAGAAAGAAUUGGUUGCAGCGAAAAGGUGAAGCCAUUAGACAAUGA
Cinara cedri is the source of this 333-nucleotide messenger RNA. The record is from the annotation of a GenBank genome assembly. NCBI's taxonomy places the organism in Eukaryota, Metazoa, Arthropoda, Insecta, Hemiptera, Aphididae.